Molecule: messenger RNA, 3046 nt
Organism: Sycon ciliatum
Lineage: Eukaryota; Metazoa; Porifera; Calcarea; Leucosolenida; Sycettidae
Product: P-selectin-like
Exons: 9
Coding region: 255-2045 (596 amino acids)
Source: RefSeq, a predicted model, not a curated record
UCUCUCCAUACGCGCCUUCAAACGGCAAUGUUAGUUACUCGUCACACAAAGAAUACGACAUUGCUACAUUCUCCUGCCACACAGGCUACAAGCUUGUUGGUCAUUCCUAUACUUCAUGUACUGUCAGUGGACAAUGGUCCAGUCCAUCACCUACGUGCUCAGAAAUCCUCUGUACAGGUUCAGUGUCAGCACCAACAAAUGGUCAUGUGACAAGUGGUGGCAAUACAUUGUCAUCAGUACGUCAGUUCUCUUGCAUGGAAGGUUAUCAGCUGAGUGGUAUGAGUUACACAACAUGUCUAUCAAAUGGGUCUUGGUCAUCUGCCAUGCCAGUCUGCACACAGAUCAAAUGUCCGCAAAUUCGUCCACUACCAUCUGGCAAGACUGUAGAAAUCUUUCCAGGCAUCGUCUUCUAUGCAUGCAAUGCAGGAUUUAAACUUGUAGGCACAUCAGCUUCAAGGUGUAUGGCUAAUGGAAGCUGGUCGACUAGUAUGCCUCAAUGCAACCCAAUUCAAUGCUUUCCAUUUGCUACACCCAAGAAUGGUACACUUGUACGAAGUUCAUGGGGGGUGUUUGGCAUCACCGAGUUUGCAUGCGACGAAGGAUACGCACUCAAAGGGCAGAGAUCUUCAGUAUGUAGGGAGGAUGGAACCUGGUCAUCUACCGAACCCUCGUGUGAAGCAAUUCGAUGCUCACAACUUGCUCCACCCAAGAAUGGUACCGUUGUAAGAAGUUCUCUAGUGCUAUUUGGCAUCAUUGAGUUUGCGUGCAACGACGGAUACGCACUCAAUGGGCAAAGAGCUGCAGUAUGUAAGGGGAAUGAAACCUGGUCAUCUAAAACACCCGUGUGUGAAGAAGUGAUCCAGUGCCCAAAAUUGGGUGAACCUGCUAACGGAACCAUUGUCAGAAACUCUCACGCUGUCCUUGGUGUCACUGAAUUCGCAUGCGAUGAAGGAUACUUACUCGUAGGCAAUUCAUCAUCAGUCUGCAUGAGCAAGGGAUAUUGGUCAUCUGAUGCUCCAAAGUGUCAAGAAAUUCGAUGCAGUAGUGACCUGGCUACACCGGAUCAUGGAGCUGCGACAUUCAUCUCCAAUAAAUUGUUCGAUGUCAUAACAUAUUCGUGUAACCCGGGAUAUCAACUUAUUGGCGACAUCAGCUCAAUUUGUCUUCCAUCUGGUAACUGGUCAACUGCUACUCCGUCUUGUGAAAGUAUUCUGUGCAAGGAUGUUCCCGCCGUCAACAACGGAAGCAUCAUUUCAUUAAAUAAUAUUCACACGAUAAAUGCAACUUCUAUUGCGGUCUGUAACCCUGGAUUCCAUCUUUAUAGCAAUAGAACAGUUCAAUGUGCCGAGGACGGCAGCUGGGACACAACGUCUCUUCCCGAUUGUAGACCCUUGCCAAACAUACCCGACAAGGAUUCACAGCUGGAGAAUGGCUCUGACAGUGUUCCGUAUCUGAUUGUGAUUGGCUGCCUCGGAUUUAUCGUAGUCAUCUUGGUUAUAAUCGUCAUUGCUCUCUUCAUACGGCAGCGUUCAGGCGUAGGAAAGCUUAUGGUCGCAGAUGAAAUGACAGUUCUUGACAAUGAAGCAUCAUCCGCAGGGUCUCGCUGGAAACAAAAUUCCGAACAGGCCGCCGAGAGUGGAUUGGAGUACGGCACCAUUGGCGAUGCUUGUAGUGAUGUGGAAAAUGUUGUCUAUGCGAGCACUACUGAUGUCACAGGUAUUUCCUCGGAUACAGCCAAGACUGCUCAAUCCUGCCCAGAUGAAGCAGACGCUCAACCGGAUACAACAAGCCCGGUAGCUACGAAUGAUUACGAGGAAGUGGUCAUUACUAAACCUCCACCGAGAAAACCCCAACCAGAGACCAAUGAUGAGACCACGCUAGGCAACGGACAUGCAGAUACAGGAGCAGCAUCUGAGGAGCCUGAAAUCCUGUACACGACCGUACAAAUCACAAAGGGACCAAAUGGCACACCUGCUCCAACCUGCGAAGACGAGUCCACCACGUAUGCCUCCAUUGAUGUAAAGGCGAUGCGAAGUGAUCGUUAGCUGGAAAGUGGCUGUCCCACUGCAUUACGCAAUGCACUUCAUUGGGCGUGUUCUUUUUCUUUCCCAGAAUGUUACACCUUAGCAUUUCACCCCAUGUUCCAUGGCUCUGUAUGCACCAUCUCCUCAUGUUCCCACUGCAACUUCUCUUUUCUAAUUGCACACACCGUACCCUGUAGGCUAUAUGUACCAACAACUUUCUGCUUAUGCAUUUGGUUUGCAUUGUACAAAUACAUUUGCACAUGCGUUUUUCCAAACCCCUAAAUAAUCGCAUUUCACAAAAGGUCACGUGAUUCCGUCUGCAUCAUCAUCUCAUGUUGCUAUUGCCACUUCUUUUUUUUACGAUUGGCGCAUACUGUAACAUUAUAGGCUACUCUUAAGGUCUAAAUAAUCAUGCUUAUACGUGUUGUGACAAAGGUACACUUCCUAUUUCGCUGCAAACAUAUUCUUUUGUGAAUUUCUGUGCAUGAGCACAUGUAUUCUUUUUAAAUCCCUGAACAUUUUGCUUUUAAGCAAUGCUCAGACUUGUGUGAAAUUGCAGCAUAAUCGCUUUCUGCCUGACUUUCAGUUUAUCACAAUUCUGCAUCACAUACUCCUAUUAAGGUGCCUUCCGCCACAUUUUUUCUCUCCUGGACGUAUAUUUUGCACGGAAUGCAUGAAACUAUUCAUAUAACUCUUCCCCAAUAUGACCAUGAUUCUCACUGCAGAAAAUAUGUUCAGCAAGGUUUUGCCGUUUCAGGACAUUUCAGUUAUUUCGCUGCUUGGCAACAAUUCUUGUUUAGUUUUCAACCAAACCUUAUCACGUUUCAUUUUUUUUCUACCUCUUCACAUGUGCGAAUAACAGAAAUUCCCACGUACAAACAUAUUCAGUUUGCUAGCUGGAGAAGAAUGAGGCCAGUACGUUAUAAAGGUUGCUCACUAAUGCAACGUCCUCUAGCUUUCUUGCUUUUUCACGAAUCCAUUAUCUCUAGCCAACGUAUGAUGCUGGAAAUUCAUGAGUUCAA